UUCCCGCCCUCCCGCCCGGCGCAUGCGCGGCGGCGGCGGCGCGAUGGGGCUGCUGGAGCAGUGCGAGGCCGCCUUUGGCGCCGCCGACCUGUACCGGGCCCUGGGCGUCCGCCGCGGGGCCUCGCCUGAGGAGAUCCGGCGGGGCUACCACCGCGCCUCGCUGCGCGUCCACCCCGACCGCGUCCCGCCCGAGGACAAGGAGGAGGCGACGCGGCGCUUCCAGAUCCUGGGCAAAGCCUACGCCGUGCUGAGCGACGCGGAGCAGCGCGCCCUGUACGACGAGCAGGGCCGGGUGGACGAGGAGGGUGAGGCGCUGCGGGCCGAGCGGGACUGGCAGGAGUACUGGCGGCUGCUCUUCAAGAAGAUCAGCGUGAAAGAUAUCGAGGAUUUUGAGAAGACCUACAAGGAUUCGGAGCAGGAGCUAGCAGAUGUCAAGGCGGCGUACAUGGAUUUUGAGGGUGACAUGGAUAAAAUAAUGGAGUCUGUGCUGUGUGUGGACUACACGGAUGAACCGAGGAUAAGGAAAAUCAUAGAAAAAGCCAUCGACCUCAAAGAAGUCCCAUCCUACAAAGCUUUCGUCAAAGAGCCUAAGCAGAAAGCCCUGGCAAGGAAAAGGCGGGCAGAAAAAGAAGCAAGAGAGGCAGAAAAGUGUAAACAAGAACUGGGCCUUGGUGAUGGAGAAGAUGACCUGAAAGCGCUGAUUCAAAGCAGAAAUAAAGAUCGUAAAAAGGAAAUGGAUGACUUUUUGUCCCAUCUGGAAGCAAAAUACGGGAACAAUCCUAAAAAGGGAGGAAAGAAGACUGCAGCCAAGAAAGGGAAGAAAUAAAGGACUACGUAGGCUGAAAUGAGAGGUAUUAUAUUGUAUGGGACCAUCUGGAUUUGGGAGAAUUUCAGGGGUUUUCUGGACUGCUGUUUCAGAGCGCGUGCACCAACUUGCUGUGACUGGGAAGUAGGGCGCAGAAUACAUCGUGAAUGACAAAGCAUUCUGGUGCUGCUGUUUAAAGUUCUUUGGUGCUUUUUAGUUAAAAUCAGAUUCUUGGCUGAUAGUUUUGUUACAGCAAGGAAGCGAUGAGAUGGUUGGGAUGCUUGUCUGUUUAUUAAAGUCGCAUUGAAGCGUGUUCCCUCCAAACACUAGGGGGGGCAUCAGUGCUGCUGAUGGGAAAACCAUGUAAUCCUGCACCUUCAGGGUCCUCAGCAACAGUUCCUGUGGCUUCUGACUUAGAAACCUUCUCUUUUUGUUGUUCACGCAUUUCUUUUCUAACAAACCUUGCGAGGCUUUUAAAGGUCUUUGCACUUCAGUUCAUCAGAUGUUUUUCAGAUACUCCAGUGGUUUUAUAAGAAUCCUUUUGAAAAUUGCAGAUUUAAUAAACGAAGAUUUUGCAGAA
Messenger RNA from Anas platyrhynchos (mallard), 1385 nucleotides. It is a transcript of the gene DNAJC9, whose product is annotated as DnaJ heat shock protein family (Hsp40) member C9. Gene Ontology annotation, molecular function: heat shock protein binding. Gene Ontology annotation, cellular component: nucleus; cytoplasm. The record is from RefSeq and is a predicted model, not a curated record. Lineage: Eukaryota; Metazoa; Chordata; Aves; Anseriformes; Anatidae.